Molecule: messenger RNA, 3109 nt
Organism: Callorhinchus milii (elephant shark)
Lineage: Eukaryota; Metazoa; Chordata; Chondrichthyes; Chimaeriformes; Callorhinchidae
Product: tumor necrosis factor receptor superfamily member 5-like
Exons: 9
Coding region: 193-1032 (279 amino acids)
Biological process (GO): positive regulation of angiogenesis; defense response to protozoan; positive regulation of transcription by RNA polymerase II
Cellular component (GO): CD40 receptor complex; external side of plasma membrane
Molecular function (GO): CD154 receptor binding; antigen binding
Source: RefSeq, a predicted model, not a curated record
CACACACCACAGAAGGGGUGUGGUUCACUGGUUAAAAGUCAGGCUCUGUGCAAUCUUGGUGCAGUUUUGAAGUUGAAGCGCACACAGAACUCCUCGCAAGUAUUCUAUUCUCCAGAAAAAGAUAUUUAGAAAAAUAUCCAAACGUUUUUGCACAAGUUAUUUGAGAGUCGAUUGCUGGGUGUUUUUCUCACUAUGGGUUCGAGUCAAGCCUUCUGGAUUUGCCUUGUUUGGUUCCUGCCCCAGCUCUAUCAAGCCAUGUCUGACAACCAGUGUGACAGUCUGACUCAGUUCCCAAAGCUCAACAAGUGCUGCUCCAAAUGCCCACCCGGACAAUACACUGAAAUCGAGUGCACUGCCAAAACGGAUUCCAAAUGCAGGCCUUGUGCCCAUGGCUACUACCAAUCAACAUGGAGCCAGAACGAAUGCCGGCGACACACGGUUUGCAAUGAAAAUGGAGGAUUCAUCACCAAGGUGCCUGGCACCAGCAUCAAUAACACAGUGUGCCAGUGCAAGCUGGGGAAGCAUUGCCCGAACAAAGACUGCGAGAUCUGUGAAAACAACAAGGUCUGCCAUCUUGGAUAUGGGGUUGUGUUUAAAAAAGAAGAUGGAGCGGAGCUCAUUUUGCCGGUGUGCGAGGAAUGUCAACCUGGAUAUUUUUCGAACACAUCGUCUGCGACGGAUCCCUGCAGGAAAUGGACCAAUUGCGGGUUGCUUCAAGUGCAAAACAAUGGGACGCCCAGCAGGGAUGUGAUAUGCAGUCCUCAAGAACAUGACUCCAAGGGAUUGAUUCCUUGGGUUGUGGUGCUCAGCACUACGCUCCUUCUUGUCAUGCUGGCUUUGACCUUCUACUUUGGCUGUAAACAAGAUAACCGUACCAGAAUGAGAAAUGCCUUCACUUCAAUGCUGAAAUGCAAGCAUAAAAUUCAGAUGCCGGUACAGGAGCAGGAAACGACAGAGAACGGAAGGAUUUUAGCCACAGCUGAGGAAGAAGACAAGAGCCCCGAGGUCGUGGUUCCGCUGAUCACUGUCUGAAAUGCUUCUCCUGGAAACUCUGAAACUCUCAGACUAAAAUGUGUUGAAAAGAGACAUUUAACAUGGAACGUGUCCUGAGUCAAUUGUGCAUCGUGGUGUAUCUGGAACUCUAAAUAUGACACUACCUCGAUCAGAGGAUGCAUGUAAAAUACCCUAUUAAUUCCUGCCCAGGGAUUCAAAGAUUAAGAAACCUUUCCAUCCCAGGAUGGAACCGUAUAGGACUUACUCGGCAGGUAUGGGAACGUAUUGUGGAAGAGCUGGUUUUUAAACUACAGCAUGUGUGUUCUAUUUGUGUUCAUAUAUCUUUAAUGAUUGUCGUCUUUCACAUCAAAUGUUAUUCAAACCAGAUUGUUUUUUUCUCUCUGUGUCAGGACAGGGAUUGGUGCAGUCACUCCUCUUUCACCCAUCAGUGGGCUCAGAUCACUGAACUCCUGGUAUUGUAACAUUAAAAUGCCAAUUCCCAAUCAGAUUGAGCCACCAGAUGGCUAUUGCGAUAAGUUGGAAAUGUGGCCCUGGUGCUCUUGUGAGAAUGAGCUUGAGGCACAUUGUUGGGGUAGAGUGAAGAGGGAGGUAGGCUCCUUUGAGUGCUUCCCAUGGGAAAUUACUCAAGCUCCUGACGUGCACUCCUCCUGACACGGAAACUCUUGAACUUGUCACCCACCACAUCCCGGUUCCCCACAACAAUGCUCGUCAGGAGACCUGGGACCAGCACCACACAGCCGCUUCUUCCAUCCUCAGCUACGUGAAGGAAGAUACAUCACUGGGCAGGCUGCUGGGAGAGAAUUCAAAAGCGGCUCCUUUCAUUCUGUGGGUCUGGUCUGUAUUCAACCAGUGAUUUGUUUAUCUAAUCAGAUAGAAAUGGGGGGGGGGGGGGUGUUGGGGAGGGUGGGGGUCAAAUCUUCAUGUGAUGUAAAUGUAGCAAAAUCAAAAAUCGUUCAGCUCUUGUUUUGCCUGGUAACUAUGAUAUAAAGGUGUACCAGAUAAAAAGCCAGUACAUAGAAUCAUAGAAUCUACAUCUUUGAUGUGAGCCCAUAGCAUUUAACACACUGUCCCUGCAGAGGAUAGGGUAAAAAAUUCUGUUCAACAUUAUACCUGGAGAGAUGUGUAGCUGUGACAAUGUGCGAAAGGGACAAUAAUAAUAAUCUUUGCAUUUGAUAUAGCACCUUAUCGUGUUGUCGAGCGAGUGUCUGUGGCGAUGUGUGACUGUCAUGUGCGACUGUGAAUGAAAUAAUCCCAUCAGUGACGAUGUUUGUAAUGCUGAAUGGAUUAUUUACCUAAUUGGUGACAUUUUACUUGCACGAAGUGUAGUGAUUUUGGCACCAAGGUCUCAUUUGUGAGAUAUGUAGCCAGUAUUAGCCAGGGAAUGCUGUGGGAGAGCCAGCGUUGCUCAUAUCUCAUCUCUGACUGACGUAAAGUCGGAAAAUGAGCAGAAUUCCUGUAGAUCAGCAGUGACACGACCAAGAUCCAUCCAUUACUAAUCCUAUUGGAAAACCUGAUCCCAACGCGAAGCUAUGAAGAGAAAAAUCCCACGGAGGCCCAGCUUUCAAUCCCUCUGCCUCAGGACGCUUUCCCCAAAUCCCUCCGUCCUGUCUGCAGAACUGUCCUUAAGAUAUAUCUCUGAUUGCCCCUUUGGUCAACACAGAAACAUAGGAAUUGCUAGACGAUACGAGACCUAGUCUGUCUUCUGUCAUCCUGGUUAUCGCAUGCUACAAUAAUCCUCCAACUCCCCCCCUCUUCUUACUCUACUUGGUGAAAGAUAUUGUAUCGUCGCGACGUUAUCCUGUGUGAGAAAUGCUCUCUAUAAAACCAAGUUGCUGUUUUCAAAGUCACGGUAUUUAGCAGCAAGUACAGCAUUCAAAUCACGCUGUAGCAAAUGAUUUUAAUUGUAACGCUCCACUGUCUCUUAAAUCUUUCUAAUUCCUUAUGCCGUCUCUGCUCCUCGCCUAGUACUUGAUAUGUCUGUCGGGGAAAGUGUGGGUGAAAUGUUUAUCCAUCCCUGGGGAGGAGGAAGAGGAACAAACCUAGCCCUGCCAGCCUGAGUGUAGGUGUCUCUCUCUGUGAGUGUGUGUGUCUCUAU